Megalopta genalis is the source of this 6066-nucleotide messenger RNA. The record is from RefSeq and is a predicted model, not a curated record. NCBI's taxonomy places the organism in Eukaryota, Metazoa, Arthropoda, Insecta, Hymenoptera, Halictidae.
AACUCGGCCGACCUCUUAAACACCUGGACGAUCAAUCGGUACAUAUCAAAGACGGAUUUAUGUGCAGCGCGCCGUUUUCUUCGAUCGUGCCCCAUGUAAUAUUUUCCGUUGCCACCGGAAAGGUGGGAUACAUAAUCGGCGAUGAUCGUGGCCAUAUUGCAAUAUUUUCGAUUUAAUAGGAACGUGACAGAUGUCGAACGGACGAGCGCAUCGAAUCGAAUCGAAUCGGACAGCGAUUUAAUAUACCGUGGAAAACUUCAUUAUCUUCUUCCCGGGAAUGAUUUUCGGGGUGACGCAAUCAAUCCGUGUUAAAUAUCGCGUUCGAUCCGGACGAAAGGGGCCUUCGCAAUAUUCGAAACUUCGUGUGUAAAAGCGGUUGGUUUCGAGUGCGACGUGAUCGAUACGCAACUGACCCACCGAGUAAUUCCGAAGGUGUCCGUGGCGCGCCGAGGGCGGCCGAUCUCUAACGGAACUGGCCGAAGCUCCGUGAGCAAACGACGCGUACAGAAGAACGCGGGGUCUUCUCCGGCUUGGGUUGAAACAGCGUUCGCGUCUACGGGCGCGGCUUUGCGUCUCGAGCUGGCGUUUUACACAGUAAAAUGUCCUCCCUCGAUUAUCUGGACCUGUGUCGGUUGUGUCUCGUGAAGGACCGUGUUUCGGUGCCGAUUUUCGGGGGCGAGGGAAACGAUCUUUUUCUGAAGAUCGCCGCCUGUCUACCGGUCAAGGUUGGAAGGGAAGACAAGCUACCGAAGAAAAUAUGCGACGACUGUGUGUAUAAAGUAGAAUUAUUUUACGAAUUUUGGAAUACAACAGCAAACGCCGAAAAGCGACUAUUACAAUGGCUGGGAGAAGUCAAUGUCGAAAGCGGCAAACAGGGUUAUGUUCCCAAUGUACUCAAUCCGAAUGUGAUGAAACAAGAACAGAGUACAGAGAACAGGUUAGAUGGCAGCGUGAUGCAGCAAGUUGGCGAGCAUCAAAACAAUAUGGGCAUGAGUAUGAUGGACAACAUGGGCCUGGGCAUCCCUAUGAUGAUACCCAAUACUAAUCAACAACAACAAAUAACCUCAGUUCCUAUGGACACAAGUGGCAGUCCUGCGCAAAAUGUUCAAGCAGUGCCUGGUCCGAGUUCACAAACUACGCAUAACCAAAUAUCACAAAAUCAAACCAGCUCGACACAACAAGAAGACGAAGAAGAGAGUAGUGAAGAUGAUGAGAAUUCCGACGACGAAUGUGAUGGAGAUGAAGGCCUACCUGUAAAAGAAGAGAGCGAAGAAGACCCAAACAGUAGAACUAUAGAACCUACAACCUUUGUAAAUGUUUCUUUGGCGUGCGACGAGGCGGGUCCUUCAGGGUUGCAACAGCAGAAAAUCACAGACAUGCCUGAGAUGCCAAUAUCACAGUCGGCGGAUGGGGAUCCCAAAACUGGGCUAGCGCGAAGAACAUUCGCGAAGAAGACACGCAAAGAAGCCGCUGUCAAGACCAACGAAUUCAAAGUCGACGAAAACGAAGAAUCUGCACAGCUCAGCUGCGACAUUUGCGACAAACAAUUCAAAAAGAGAUACAUCCUAAGACGACACAAGUUGAUACACGAAGCCCGUGAGAAAAAGCUGUUGUCCAGAGAAGACCCGCCGGCCAUGGAGCUAGUCUGCCAGGAGCAGGAAGCUCUGUCUUGUCUGACUUGCGACUUCCGGUGUAACAAGAGGUCCACGAUGAUCGGCCAUCUGGCUGAGAAUCACGACGGCUCGGCGAAGAGCAAGUUCACCAGCAAACGCAAGUUCUCCUGCAUUAUCUGUGGCCUGAUCUGCUCGCGCAAGGAAACGUUGAGAUCUCACUUUGUGCGCAAGCAUACACAGCAAUACGAGUUCCCCUGUAAACAGUGCGGCAAAGAGUUCAAGAUCAAAGGCGACCUGACGACCCACACUCGGUUGAAUCAUCAAGAGCCGCCGGUGAUAUGCGACGUAUGCGGAAAGACCUGUCGCAACAGUCACAGUCUGUACACACACCAGAAGCAUGCCCAUUUCAAAGCGAAGUUCGAGUGCCCGGUUUGCCACAGACGUCUGGUCACCAAAGAGAAUCUGGACCAGCACGUGCUCACUCAGCACGAGAAGAAAGAGAAGUGCGUGUGCGAGGAGUGCGGCAAGACUUUCUUCGAGAAACACGAUUUCAGGAAACACAUGCGAAUACACACCGGCGACAAGCCGUACAGGUGCACGGUUUGCGCCAGAGCUUUCACCACGCACAGCAGCCUGAGUCAGCAUCUGCUUCUGCAUACCGGAGAGAGGGUUUAUGUCUGUGAUGUUUGCGGCAAGUCCUUCGCCCAGAAAGCUGGCCUCAUUUGCCAUAGGAAGAUCCAUUCUGGAACACUGCCUCCUCUCCUGAGCUCGCGCGGCGUCUUUCUCUACGACAAGGAGUCGGUGGUCAUGAAGAAAUGGCAGAUCCUGGAGUUCGACGGGAAGCCGUACUACGCGUUUGUACCUGAAGACGACACGCCGUUGCCGGACGAGUGCAUACCGGAGCAGAUCGACGAGACGGAGAACGAGGACGAGAAGCACGGCCUGGUGAAGAUCGAGAGCCUCUACAACGACGAGUUGCCGUACGAUUCGACCGACGAGAGGCUGUACGAGGACGAGGAUCAUCUGUUGAACGGUGGCGCGGAGCAGAGGGAAGACGAGCAGGUGGACGUGAAGCCGAUAAUCCUGAACGGCUCGAUCGAGGACGAGGCCGAUAAGAUCGGUGACUUGUACCAGGUGAAGGUUCAGGGUAGCAUGGUGACCAUAGAGAAACUGAUAUCGGCCGAGCUGGACGAAAAGAAGAUGGACUUCGAGGAGACGGUGGACGACCCGGAGAUCUACACGGAACAAGAACAAUUAGAGCAGCUGGAUGAGAUCGAGGACCCGGCGGAGGAGUCGGACCAGGUCGAGCAGGUCGAAUACCUUGAGGAGGAGAUCCUGGAGGCGGCGAACAAUCACGCGACGCCGUCGAAGGCCCGCAGAAAGAUCUCGAAGAGCUCGGGCGGCGCGCUGAAGUGCAAGGUAUGCUCCGAGAUGUUCAGCUCGGCGAUCUCGUUCCGGAAGCACGUGGCCUGGACACAUAAGAAGAAGGUGUGCAUACAGGAGGACGGCGCGUACAUCUGCGCGGUCUGCGACUACCGUACCUUGAAGAAGAGCCUGUUCGCGGCCCACUUGGAGAGGAAGCACGAGACCUGGUCGAGGAAACGGCCGAACAACAUGCUGUUCCCGUGCGCUACAUGCGGCUUUGUUUGCAGGUCGAAGCACUCGUUGCAGUCGCAUUUCAUCAGGAAGCACACGGACCGGUACGAGCACCAGUGCAAGUUCUGUCCGAAAGAGUUCAAGGUGAAGGGCGACCUGACGAACCACGUGCGGUUCCAUCACAAGGAGAAGCCGAUCAACUGCGACGUGUGCGGCAAACUGUGCCAGAACAGCGGCUCCCUGUACGUGCACCAGAAAUGGGCCCACUACAAGCCCAAGUACGAGUGCCACAUAUGCAAGCGGCGCAUGGUCACCCAGGAGAAUCUUGAUCAGCAUCUGCUGACGCAACACGAGAAGAGAGAGAAGAUUGUGUGCGCGGAGUGCGGGAAAACGUUCACCAAGAAGGACUCGUUCAAGAGACACAUGGCCGUGCACACCGGCUGCAAGCCACAUUCCUGUGUCAUUUGCAACAAGCCGUUCGCAAGGAGGUCCCAGCUGCGCCAGCAUCUACUGAUACACACCGGGAAACGGCCGUUCGUCUGCGACAUAUGCGGCAAGGCGUUCACGCAGAAACCGGGACUGAUCUGCCACAGGAAGACGCAUCCUGGGCCUCAUCCUCCGCUGCCAGUCAUGCCCAUCGCCGACAUCGUGAAAGAGUUCACCGAGGGUUACGUUCAAGAAGUGAACGCCCGCGAGAACGAGGAGAUGAUCGAGGACGAGACGUGCUACGGGAUCUUGGAUCCUCUGUGCGAAGAGUACAAGUGCUAUUCCGUCGACUGGAUCGAGAAAGAGAAUUUCGAGGCUGCGGUCGUGAACCAAUUCGGGCACAAUGGGGACAAGGCGGAGAAAGCAUUGUCUUUGGCGAGUGGUAGGACAAAGAGAAGAGCGGUAACGACGCGGCUGGAGUGCGAGCACUGUUGCCGCAAGUUCUUGAAGAAGAGCAACCUCGCGGAGCAUCUGAAGAAGCACCGGCACAAGUGCGCCGAAUGCCCGAAGACGUUCCGGCUUCGCCGAUACUUGGCCACCCACGUCGAGAGGAUCCAUAGGCAGCAGGUGUACGACUGCAGCGUGUGCGACUACAAGAGCAACAACAAGGGCACGCUGAAGAACCACUACAUCAGGCUGCACACGAGCAACUACAAUUUCGCGUGCGACGUGUGCGGCAAGCAGUUCAAGAUCAAGAAGGCCCUCAACCACCACGUGAAGCAGAACCACAGCGACGCGCCGCCGAUAGUCUGCGACGUCUGCGGACACUUCAGCAAGAAUCUCCAUGCGCUGAAGGCGCACAUGAAGUACAGGCAUUACAAGCCGGAGUUCGUUUGCCGGAUCUGUCGGAGGGGCAUGACCACGCAGGAGAAUCUGGAGCAGCAUCUGACGUGGCACGAGACCAGGGAGAAGGUGCUCUGUCCGACCUGCGGGAAGAGGUUUCGCGGCCGCGACCUUGACUCUCACAUGAGGGUGCACACCGGCGUGAAACCUUUUCCCUGUCCCGUUUGCGGGAAAUCGUUCAGAAGGCAAACCGCGCAGGAACAACACGUGCUGAUUCAUACCGGGAAGAGGCCGUACGUUUGUGAUAUCUGCGGGCAGGCGUUCGCGCAGAAACCGGGAUUGAUUUGCCAUAGGAAAAGACACCCUGGACCCCUUCCCCCACUUCCCGUCGUAUCGAUUAAGAACAUCGUUACGGAUUUCCGGCCGGUGAACCCUCUGGAGGACGCGGCGACGACCACGGAGGAGUUCGGCGAAGUGAGAAUUGUGAGCACGGUUCCGUUAACGGACGCUUCUACGCCGAGCAAAUCGCUUCGAAAUCGGGCCGACCGGGCAAUUCGUUCUUGUUGUCGCGUGCCGAAGGAUCACGGCGCGGCCAGGCCGAGGAAGUUCCCACCGAGGACAUCGAGGACGAGGCCCAGAUCCCUGGAGUGCGACCAUUGCGGCAAGCGUUUCGACCGGAAGACGCCGCUGAUACUGCACAUAAAGGAGCACGUAAACCAGUGCCGGUUCUGCGACCAGGGCUUCCAAAAGGCGAAGGACCUGCGGCUACACGUGGUCGAACGACACGGGCCGUUGGUCUAUCCGUGCCACAUGUGCGACUUCAAGAGCACGAACAAGUGGAUCCUGAAGGACCACAUCAUCCGCAGGCACACGACCAGCUAUCCGUACACUUGCGACGUCUGCCAGAAGAAGUUCAAGCUGAAGAACGACCUGAAACAGCACACGAAUCAGAUGCACAGCGACGCGCCAGCGGUGAUAUGCUCCGUGUGCGGGCAUUCUUACAAAAGCGUGCCGGCGCUCAGGCGUCACAUGAGGUACAGCCAUAAUAAACAUCCGUUCGAGUGCGGCGUGUGCAAACGCUGCCUGUCCACCCAGGAGAGCCUGGACCAGCACAUGCUUUGGCACAAGGAGAGGGAGAGGGUGGUGUGCCCGACCUGCGGGAAGAUUCUUCGGGGUCGCACCAUCGAGGGCCACAUGCGGGUGCACACCGGGCUUAAACCGUUCCCUUGUCCGAUAUGCGGCAGGUCCUUCACCAGGCAGACCGCCAUGGAGCAACACGUUCUCAUCCACACCGGCAAAAGGCCGUACAUCUGCGACGUCUGUGGACAGGCGUUCGCGCAGAAGCCCGGCCUCAUCUGCCACCGGAAGAGACAUCCUGGUCCGCUGCCGCCAUUGCCCGUUGUGUCUGUUAAGAACAUCGUGACGGAGUUUACUAGGGAAUACGUUAUGAAGAACACGGCGAUUGAUGUCGAGUAAAGGUGAAUUUAUACCCGGGAUUGAGAACGUUGCGGAGUGUUGUACAGGGUGUCCCAUAAUUAUGGUAUUUCCGGGAAUUGUGGGGUUCCUCGGGUCAUUUGAAGCAACUUUU